Molecule: messenger RNA, 1416 nt
Organism: Aspergillus welwitschiae
Lineage: Eukaryota; Fungi; Ascomycota; Eurotiomycetes; Eurotiales; Aspergillaceae
Product: oxidase ustYa family protein
Exons: 9
Coding region: 1-1416 (471 amino acids)
Biological process (GO): mycotoxin biosynthetic process
Source: RefSeq, a predicted model, not a curated record
AUGGCCAGGAUAAUGGGGAGUAUCAUAGCCUUUAUAUAUACUUCGCCGCUGGAGGAUGACGUCGAACUACACCGGGCUUGCUACACCAUAAUCGAUGCCCUUGCCAUCAUCCUGCGAGGUGACCAACGAUGUGUGGCGGAAGGGACGAUGUGCGAAUUUGACGCCUGUAUCCUGACAGUGCACCUGGAUCAUCACGGUAAAGCCCAGCGGAGGUUGAGUGAUCGCCACUUAAGGGGUGCUUCGGUUGAGUUCUACAUGAAACAACCUGAGCGCCAGGGAGAUUCAGAUAUGCACAUAUGCUUGUGCCAAUACAUUGCGUUAUUUAGAGGCGAGGGGGCCUUUGGUGUCGAGUGUCGUCAGCCAUCUUACGGAAGAAACGCGGGAGUUGACUCCUCUAAGAUAGGAAAUCACCUGCGAGCGUGCAUGACAAUGAUAGCAAGGAUCUGCCCUUGCUUCUCUUGUGUACAGAACCCGGCUGACAAAGGGGCCUUGAUGCACAACAACAGCAGCAUGAGCUUGUUCCAAUCGAUCAAAGCUCCAUUUUCCAAGAGGCGAUAUGAAGCUUUACAUCACGGAUCUGAUGAGAAUAUAGGCGAGAAGCCCUUAUGUACAGCUUGCCAGCGCCAGUUCAGAGGUAGAAAAAAAUUACGAGAGCUCAAUAUUUGCGUAAUGAGCGGCGUGUUCUUCACCACUGUCAUCAUAUUCCUGCUGCUUGCCGUGUUAUUCGACACGUACUUGAACUCGGAGAAGAACGCAGCUCUGCGUGGAAGCCUUUACUGGUCCCCAAUUCUCGAUGAUGUGGAGCUACCCCAGCGCAUAGCGACAAUGAACAGCACUCUCCUACCACCACCAGACCCAUCCAUCGCCCGUCAAGAACCAGGACCAGAGAACGAUGCCGAGUGGUAUAAGUACAACGACACGCCACUGUUUUGGCUCACUCGAGAGGAGAUCGGAAAGCUAGGCCAAAACCCCGAUACAGCUGCAAGAUGGGACCGCGAAUAUUGGGGACACGAUGAAGACCUUUAUGUGGGAAAGUUGGAUAUAUCACAUAAGGCCUAUGACGAUUAUCCAGGCUAUCAUCCCAACCACCAUCACGAUAAGAGGGAGAGGGAUAGUAGCAAAAUGGACUGGAUCCAUCUCAGCCAUUGCAUAGAUAUGCUUCUGCAGUUCGUCCUUUGUAAAGCAGACACCGGCAUCGUUACCUUCACAUAUGUUGAAGGGCAGGAGGCCCCUUGGCCCGACUUUCAUCUCAAGCGCCAAUGUGGGAACCUCGAGCCUCUGCUCGACUGGGCAAAAGGUCGAGAGGGCAUCAUCACCAAGGGGAGGGCAAUCCUCAUCCAAAUUUGUCUUCAGGUUAGUGGACCUUCAAAGAUAGUGCUUGGACGACACGUUACUGCCGGUAGUGGAAGGACUUGA